Molecule: messenger RNA, 1770 nt
Organism: Acanthisitta chloris (rifleman)
Lineage: Eukaryota; Metazoa; Chordata; Aves; Passeriformes; Acanthisittidae
Gene: FAM149B1
Product: family with sequence similarity 149, member B1
Exons: 13
Biological process (GO): protein localization to cilium; cilium assembly
Source: RefSeq, a predicted model, not a curated record
AAAAGAGAAACCUGUAAGACCUCUGGGGAACUCUGUAAACAUUUAUUAUUGUAAGUUAUGUCAACUUUCACUUCUUUUUUCAGACAAGGACUCCCAAAACAUGCCCUGAGGCAUCACCCACUGCCAGAGCCACAAGCUCAGCUGUGCUCAGGCACCCCCAGGGCUGACAGCUAUGACCACAUCUCCAGGGAGUCUGAAAUACAGAAGGAAUCAGAGGACCAUUCCGUUGCUCCUGCUGAUGAUGGGAACCCACGUCCUGCCAGCCAGAGCUGUGCUGACACCUCCACUGAGGACAGCUCAGUCUUCUCUUGGGGCUAUGAUGAAUUUGACAAAGUUGCCACACAGCAAGUCCAGCAGAUGUUCAGGCAAAUUGAUGAGCUGCUGUACGAGCAGAAGGACAAUGUGCACGUGGAGGGGCUGCGGGAGGAGUGCCACCAGUGGGCAUCCAGCUUCCCUCACCUCAGGAUCGUGGGGAGGCAGAUAGUGAUCCCCACAGAUGAAGGCUAUGGAUGGUACUCGAGUUCACCUUCAGGCAGUUUAGCCUCCUCAGAUGUCACUUCACCACCAGAAGGAGAUUCUGAUGAGCUCAGUGUUUUGGGCAAGAAGGUCCCUCUUGCUGUCACUCCUGCUCACAAAAGGGCUGACCCUUCCAAGCCCUCGACCUUGCUAUCCUCAGACAGCGACGAGGGGGAAGAGGAGGUGAUCCUCUCCGAAGGGAUAGUGGAGGAAUAUUUGGCAUUUGACCACAGAGAUGUGGAGGAGGAGCUGCGUGAGAGGAGAGUGGGACUGUGCUCUGACAGAAGGAAACUGGGGUUCCCUCCUGUCUCUCCCUACUCCUGCACCAAGGACUCUGUGCUCACCUUUGUGUUCGAUGAUGUGUGGAGUGAAGUCCUGGGCUGCAUGGAAGAACUGAUCUGCAGGCACUGGGAAGGGUCAGCCUCUGAUGAUGAGAAGAACAUUGUGGCAGUAGAAGCCCUGAGAGCAGAUGUCAGAAGCCCUUUGCAGGCUGAUCCUCUGCCAGUGCUGUUGCCUCAUGUGCCACACACAAAGAAGCCCUCAGUGACAUCAAAUCUGGUGAAUCUCUCUCAAGGCUCAAGCAGUGGCUCUCAGCGUAACCUAAAUGGCUUGAUGGUGAUCCAUGGGAUCCAGUUGCACCAAAGGAAUCUGCCUUUGGUGGAGAAAGCACUGGACCUGGAUGACUCCCGGCCAGGUUCCAGCUCCAUCCUCUCCACCAGGACGUGGCCAAAUCGUGCUCUGGAGCUCAGCACAUCACCUCUGUCCCGCUGCAGCAGGAGGAGGAAUCCCCCACCACGUACCCUGCACCCCAUCAGCACCUCCCACACUGGGACCCCACGCUCGGGGGGAGCACGACUCCUGACUGCACAGGAGCAGCUGAGCUCACCCUCCCCACUGCUGCUCAACAGAAACCAUCCCCUCCCACCCAUCUCCACCAGCAACGUGGCAGAGCAUGGGCACUCCACAGGAUCCCAGAAGCAAAUGAAACCUCGAGGGAACUCGGGUCGUGCUCACAGUAUAACCACACAAGAAGAUCCUCACCAGCAGCUCCAGGAGCGAUUGCUCUUACCUGAUCCUUUCUCCAGGCUCAGCACAACCAACACAUCCUUGCCAGACCUGCAGCAUUUUGCACUGGAUUACAGCAAUCAGUCCUGGAUCAGCAGAGGAUCAGCAGCUUCAGGUCUUCAGCCUCGUGGUUCUGUCAAAGCCCAUGGUCGGAGUGGAUCAGGCACAAAAAGCAAACAGGGCUUCUGA